Messenger RNA from Annulohypoxylon maeteangense, 2747 nucleotides. Its product is annotated as glycoside hydrolase family 63 protein. The transcript is spliced from 3 exons. NCBI's taxonomy places the organism in Eukaryota, Fungi, Ascomycota, Sordariomycetes, Xylariales, Hypoxylaceae. Gene Ontology annotation, molecular function: Glc3Man9GlcNAc2 oligosaccharide glucosidase activity. The record is from RefSeq and is a predicted model, not a curated record. Gene Ontology annotation, cellular component: endoplasmic reticulum membrane. The coding region runs from base 129 to 2606 and encodes 825 amino acids. Gene Ontology annotation, biological process: oligosaccharide metabolic process; protein N-linked glycosylation.
UUUUAAGCUUCUCGAGCUUCUUAUUAGGCUCUUUAGGCUGGUCCGAAUUCCAAAUUGACUCCUUAUAACUUAUCAUUGCUCCUUCUAAUAGGUAAGAAGAGAAAAGACAGUACUUGUUCGAUGCCAUUAUGGCAUUAUCAAGCCAAUUGACGGCUCUGCUGUCAAUUCUUCUUCUUUCCUUAUUCCCUAAUUUGUCGGUAUGUGAGGCUCAAGAUGAAGGAGUCCUCAACGCCGAGAUUGGUCGUCUGAACAACCAAAGCCUAUUAUGGGGUCCUUAUCGUCCAAACUUGUAUUUUGGCGUUCGACCUAGAAUCCCAAAAAGUGUGACGACUGGUCUCUUAUGGGCAAAAGUUGAUAACUAUGUCGAUGUUCAGAACAGUUUCCGGUACACAUGUGAGCAAAAUGAGGGAAUGGCAGGUUAUGGAUGGGAUGAGUAUGAUACUCGAAAAGGUGGCGUCCAGCAUAUUCGUGAUGCUGGGAACAGAAUCGAUAUCACCACUGAAUUUGUGAAAAUUCCUGGUGGUGGCCAUGGCGGAAGCUGGGCUGCCCGCAUCAAGGGUGAGCCUCGAGAGGAUGCGCCCCCUGAUCUCAAAACUACCGUGUUAUUCUACGUUGCCUCUGAGGCUCUCGGCGACACUGUUGAGAUUGGCAAUAGCGAUGAGAACGGAUUCGAAGGCGAUGUGCCGUUUUUGGGUCAAUCCCAAUCUCUUGGGGACUUUAAGUUAGUCGUUACUAAGGGUAAGGGUGAGCACCCCAGCAGCGCUCACCCCAUAUCGGGUAAAAGAGACCUCGAGAAGACUACAGUUCAAUCGUUAAGUGUACCCGAGGAGCACUUAUGGCAGGCUAAGCAGUUAUUAUUCCAACAACUUAAGGCCGGCGUGGAUGAGAUUAUUCAGGAAUACGGCGCCGACAACGCACCUCCUCCUUGGCAAGUCUACCAACUCGCACACAAACCAAACCCUGGAAACAUACAUCUUGUUCAGAAGAUUUUCGAAGGACCUUUCGAAUUUGAUAUUCUGUUCUCGAGCGGUUCUGCUGGUGCGGAAAUUACGAGUGAGGACUUGACUCGAGAGAUCAAGUCAACAACUGAAUCUUUCAAUGAGCGCUUUGCGGAUGUCUUUGCUCCCCAGGCCCCAUUCAAUGAUGACAAGUAUCGCAAGUUUGGACGGAGCAUGCUCUCCAACCUUGCAGGAGGUAUAGGAUAUUUCUACGGGAAACAUGUUGUCGAUCGGUCAUAUGCCUCCGAGUACGAUGAAGAAAAUGAGGGCUUCUGGGAGGAAACCGCAGAAGCUCGCGCUCGCAGGCAGGAACAGCUUGAGGGUCCGUUUGAGCUGUUCUCUAGUAUUCCAUCCAGACCCUUCUUCCCUCGUGGAUUCCUGUGGGAUGAAGGUUUCCACCUUCUCCCAAUUUCUGACUGGGACAUUGAUCUUACUCUUGAAGUCGUGAAAAGCUGGUAUAACCUGAUGGACGAAGAUGGUUGGAUUGCUCGAGAGCAGAUUCUGGGUGACGAGGCUCGAAGCAAGGUGCCGGCCGAGUUCCAAGUUCAGUAUCCACACUAUGCCAACCCUCCGACGUUGUACCUCGUCCUCGAGGCCUUCACGGAGAAGUUAAUGAAGACGAACGGAAGCCAGACUACAGGUAAAGAACAUCUGUCACUAGACACUGUCCUUGAGAGCGCGCAUGUAGACAACCCUGAAUUAGGUAUCGAGUAUCUUCGCAGUCUAUACCCUCUGCUCCGACGUCAAUUCUUGUGGUUCAAGAAGACCCAAUCCGGCGACAUCAAAGGAUAUGACCGAGAAGCGUAUUCGAAUAAAGAGGCUUACCGAUGGCGCGGACGAUCCGUUCAACACAUUCUAACGAGCGGUCUUGACGAUUACCCUCGACCUCAACCUCCUCACCCCGGCGAGCUGCACGUGGACUUGAUGUCUUGGAUGGGUUUGUCGGCUAAAGUACUAGCGAAGAUUGCGGAUUUCGUCGGUCUUCCUGAAGAUGUGCAGGAGUACAACAAAGCGUUCGACGGUAUCUCUCACAACCUAGUAGAUCUACACUGGUCUGAGUCCGCUGGCGCCUUCUGUGAUGCUACUAUCGACGAUUUCGAGGAACAUACCUUAGUCUGCCACAAGGGCUACAUCUCUCUAUUCCCGUUCUUGCUAGGUCUACUAGAGCCUAACGACCCUAAGCUUGGCAAAGUUCUUGACCUGCUAGGAGAUGAGGAGGAGCUUUUCAGCCCCCACGGCAUCAGGAGCUUGAGCAAGAAGUCCGAGUUCUACGGUACAGAUGAGAACUACUGGAGGAGCCCCGUGUGGAUCAACAUGAACUACCUCGCUAUCAUCCAACUCCGAAAUUACGUCCUCAACCCAGGCCCCCACUCCGCAAAAGCCAAGGACCUAUACGUCAAACUACGCAAGAACGUAGUCGAGACCGUGUACAACAGCUGGGAGGAGACGGGCUUCGCGUGGGAGCAGUACAACCCCGAGACCGGCAAGGGCCAGCGCACCCAGCACUUCACCGGAUGGACUAGUCUCGUAGUCAAAGUCAUGGCUUUGGAUGAUCUGAGCUGGUGGACUGAGGGCAGCUAUGAGAGUCAUGAACGAGACGAGUUGUAGAUGUGUAGACAUAGUCUACCAUUAUGAGACCGGGCUGACUAAGCCGAAUGCGAAUGUUGAGAAGUUUAAAUAGCCAAUUUUACAUUGACUAGAGCAGAAACGACACAAAUGAUAAAUGAUCUCCACCACGUUCAAGAAGAA